Messenger RNA from Caenorhabditis angaria, 7850 nucleotides. The record is from the annotation of a GenBank genome assembly. NCBI's taxonomy places the organism in Eukaryota, Metazoa, Nematoda, Chromadorea, Rhabditida, Rhabditidae.
AUGUCGUCGAAGAGCUCUAGAAAGCGGAGAGAUGAAGAGGAGGAUUAUGAAUCUGCCAAGAAACCCCGGAAAAAUGAGGAUUCUGAGCCAGUCGAGGAGAUUUCGAUCGAGGAAACGAAUCGGAUUCGAAUUUCGCUUGGAUUAGCGCCGCUGGAAGAAUCAUCGGGUGAUAAAGUGAAAGAAGCGGAAGAUGGAAGUGGCGAGAAGAUCUACAAUGAAGAUGGUUUCGAAUUUCGACAUCGGAUGGCUGAGAAUCUAUCGAGGAAGAAGGAGGAUUCAGCGCUUCGCGAGAAAUUAGAAGUUUCCAAGCAGAAACGCGAUGUUUAUAACAAAGUUUUGAAGGCGAAAAAAUUGGCGGAUAGUAGUGAUGAUGAGGAUAAUGAUGAUGCGAAGAAUUGGAUUGAGAAAAUGAGACAAAAAGAUGAGGAGGCUAGAAAAGCGGCGGAACGGGAAAAGGCUUUUAAUCAAUUGGAUGAUGAGUUGGGUGUGAGUAGUACGAUUUCGACGAUGAGAAAGAAGGUGAGGAACUUUUGGGAAGUAUUUUGAUACCAAAUUUGCUUAUUUUCAUGAAAUUUAGCCUUGGGGGCUGAAAAUCCAUGAUUUUUAGCUUUUUCGGCUGGAAACCUAUGAUUUUUUGUCUUGUGGGCUGAAAAUCCACGAUUUUUAGCUUUGGGGGCUGAAAAUCCAUGAUUUUUAGCCUUUUGGGCUGAAAAUCCAGGAUUUCUAGCCUUUUGUGCUGGAAAUCCAUGAUUUUUAGCCUUUUGGGCUGAAUAUCCAGGAUUUUUAGCCUUGGGGGCUGAAAAUCCAUGAUUUUUAGCAUUGGGGGCUGGAAAUCCAUGAUUUUUAGCCUUUUGGGCUGAAAAUCCAGGAUUUCUAGCCUUUUGUGCUGGAAAUCCAUGAUUUUUAGCCUUUUGGGCUGAAUAUCCAGGAUUUUUAGCCUUGGGGGCUGAAAAUCCAUGAUUUUUAGCAUUGGGGGCUGGAAAUCCAUGAUUUUUAGCAUCUUGGGCUGAAAAUCCAUGAUUUUGGCAAACAUUUCCUUAAAAAUUGAGCCAGAAAUCCAUUUAUCGAUUUUCUGGAGCUAGAAAAAUCCACGUGGCAAAUUUUUUGCUCAAAAAAUUGAUAUUCAAAUUUGACUGCGUACGUUGGCUGAGUAUCAAACGUUUUUAGCGCGAAUUUUUGAAAAUUCAAAAAUUAUCAAUUUUCGGGAGCCUUUAGAAAAUCCACGUGGCAAUUUUUUGCUCAAAAAAAGCCCAAUUUUCAGGCCCAAUUUCUAGGCCAAAACCAGGCUUAUCUAGUCUCAAAAAAUCCCGAGUUUCCGGCCUAUUUUCCAGGCCAAAACCAGGCUUAUCUAGUCUCAAAAAAACGCCCAUUUUCCAGGCCAAAACUAGGCUUAUCUAGUCUCAAAAGAUGUCCAAUUUCUAGGCCAAAACCGGGCUUAUCUAGUCUCAAAAAACGCCGAUUUUCCAGGCCAAAACCAGGCUUAUCUAGUCUCAAAAAACGCCCAUUUUCCAGACCAAAACUGGGCUUAUCUAGUCUAAAAAAACGCCGAUUUUAUUCCAGAAAAAGCCCACCAAAAACGAUUCGACAGCCGGCCUAGUUGUAGGCCAUAAUCGCGAAGAUUUCCUCGAAGACGCCCAUCGAAUUCUGGUUCUUCAAGACAAAGGAGUGUUGGAUGAUUCGGAUGAAGUUCUGGUAAAUCCAAAUUUGUUGGAAAAUGAGAUGCAUAGGAAAAAUGUGGAAUUAAGGAAGUCCAGGAAUCCCAGAGAUUUUGACGGGGAUCUGGAAAGCGGCUCGGGAAUCCUGGCUAAAUAUGACACGGAUUUGGGCCCAGAAAAAGGCCCCCGCAAGUUCCGAUUGGACCACUCGGGAAAUCUAGACUUGGCUGAAGAGAAACGCGAGUUGGAAAUGUUUGAAAAGCUGAAAAUGGCUGGAAAACGACUGGAAACUUUGGAUAAUCCGGAGAAAUACAAAUUGGCUUCGGAAUUCUACACCCAGGAUGAGAUGAUUGAGUUCAGGAAGAAUAAAAAGGGAAAGAAGGAGCGGAACUCGCGGAAAACCAAAAAAAUGCUGAAAGCCUCGGAUUUGCAACCGAUUCCGGAUGAGAGACGCGAUUUUGGAAGGAGACGCAGAGAUAGUGAGGAUGAGGUGAGGUUUUGGGGGGUUUUGAGGGAAAAUUUGGGAGAUUUCGAUGAUUUUGAGCCAAAAUUCAUGGAAUUUGAUGAAUUUUAGGCUGAAAUCCACUGAAAACAUCAAAUUUUGAUGAAUUUUGACUUAGAAAACAUGAAAAUUGGUGAAUUUUGAGCUGAAAUUCAAUGAAAACGUCAAAUUUUGAGCUAGAAUUCAUAAAAAUCGAUAAAUUUUGAGCCUGGGACCAUCUAAAGCCUAAAAUCUAUGAUUUUUGAGCUCUAGAAGGUUCUAGGAGAUUUCUAGACCUAAAAUUCAUGAAAAUUGAUUAUUUUCGAGCUAGAAUUCACUGAAAACGUCAAAUUUUAACCUAGAAUUCAUGAAAAUCAAUAAAUGUUGAGCCUGGGACCAUCUAAAGCCUGAAAUCUAUGAUUUUUGAGCUCUAGAAGGCUCUGGGAGAUUUCUAGACCUGAAAUUCAUGAAAAUCACAGAAUUUCAACCUGAAAUUCAUAAAAUUUGAAGAAUUUCAGUCCGGGAAAUGUUUCAGGUCGAUUUUAGGCCUCUUUCAAGCCCUUAAACUCAAAAAUCCGGUUUCUAGGCCAUUUUUCACCAAAAAUUUUCCAAAAAUUAAUUUUGACGUGAAUUUUUUGACGUGGAAAUUUGAAAAAUCAAAAAAAAUCAUUUUUCAAUUUGGAAAAUUCUCAAAAUUCCCAUUUUCAGCCCGAAAAACCAGCUGAAAAUGCGGAAUUCGAAGCCGAAACCGAUGGAAAAUGGAAAAAAGCGAUGCAUGGAAAUGGAGUGGAUUUGGAAAGGUUGCAAAAGCUGAAAAAGACUGUGCAGAAGGAAAGUGAUGAGGAGGAUAGUGAGGGUGAGGAUUUUUGCGGGAAAAUGCGCUGAAAUUCAAGAUUUUUGGGUGAAAAAUGAGCUGAAAUUCAAGGUUUUUGAUGAAAAAUGACCCAAAAUUACGUUAAAAUACCCUAAAAAUCAUAAAAUCGCUCCAAAAUGAUAAGAUGACCUGAAAAUUAUCAAAAAUUACUCUAAACCUUUUAAAAAUAACCUGAAGAUUAUAAAAAGGACCUAAAAAUUACCCAAAUUUUCAGCCUAAAUCUAGACUUGUUUAGGCUCUAAAGAAACCCAAUUUUUAGGCCUAAAAACUAGGCUUUUUUAGGCUCGAAAGAACUCCAAUUUUUAGGCCUAAAAAUCCCGAGUUUCAGGCCUAAAUCCAGGAUUUCUUAGGCUCUAAAGAACCCCAAUUUUUAGGUCUGAAUCUAGGCUUUCUUAGGCUUAAAAAAUCCCGAGUUUCAGGUUAAAUCUAGGCUUUCUUAGGCUCAAAAGAACCCCAACUUCCAGGCCUAAUUUUAGGCCCAUUCCAGCCCCCAAAAAUCUCCAAAUUUUCAGAUGAUUUCCCAUCCGGAGGUGUAGAUUUGACUGGAAUUGUCAUAGAUGAUGAUGCUGAAGAUGAACUUCACUCAAUUCUCUCAAAAACUCGAAAAGUACGUCAAAAUCUCGUGGAUUUUGCUGAAAAUCCCGAGGAAAAUGUUGGAAAACGUGUGCAAAAAAUGAUGGAAGAUUUCGGAAAUCUGGAAGAAAAUCAGCCGAAAAAAGAGGGAAUUUUCAUCGAUUCAACCAUGGAAUACUGUAGACAUAUUGGAGAAAUCGAUACACUUGGAUUAGGUGGAAAUCGCAAAGAAAAAGAACUUUUGGUGAAGAAAGAGAUCAAAGAAGAAGAGGAAAAAGAGGAGGAAAAUGAAAAGGAUGAUGAAGGAUUUGAGAAAUGGAAAAGAGAUAAAAUUGAUAAGGAAUUGAGGGAGAAGGAGAAGAGAAGAAGGGAGGAAAAGUGAGGUUUUUUGGGGGGUUUUUGGGGUGGAAAACGUGGAUUUUGAAGAAAAAUGAGCCAAAAUUCAGGUUUCUGGGCAUUUUUUGAGCCUAGAACCUCAAAAAACAUGAUUUUCAGACAAUUUUGACCCAAAAUUCAGGCUUCUAGGCAAUUUUUGAGCCUAGAAGUUAGAUCUUAAAACUAUUGCUCAUGUUAAACGUUUUGACCUAAAAAAAUAUGAGUUUCUGAUGAUUUUGAGCCCUGAAACUUGAUUUUUGAGCAAUUCCGACCAAAAAUUCAAGUUUCUAGGCAAAUUUUGAUCUUAGAAGCUUGAUAAUUGCUCAUUUUAUAAUUUUCGACCCGAAAACAUGAUUUUCGAAGAAAAAUAAGCAAAAAUUCAGGUUUAGAGGCAUUUUUUGACCCAAAACAUUUGUUUUAGACAUUUUCAGCCCAAAAAUUUGAAUUUUGAAGAAAAAUUAGCCAAAAUCCAGGUUUCUAAGCAUUUUUCGAGCCUAGAAACCGUUUUCCAGACUUAUUUUGAGCCUAGAAGCUUGACUUUUGGAACUAUUGCUUAUUUCAAAAAUUCUGAGCCAGAAAACAAGAUUUUUGAGCAGUUUUGAGCCCUGAAACUUGAUUUUUGGACAUUUUUGAUCCAAAAUUCUAGUUUCUGGGCAUUUUUUGAGCCUGGAACCCAUCUCUUAAUUUUUUUUGAGCCUGGAACCCAUCUCUCGCUUAAAUUAAACCCUAGAAGCUUGAUUUUUAGGUUUUGGAUGGUUUUGAGCCAAAAAAACAGAGUUUUUGAGUAGUUUUGAGCCAAAAUUCGGGUUUCUAGUGACUCUAGAAGCUUGAUUUUUGAAUUUUUUUGCUUUAAGUUUGCCACAUGUACUCUACAGUAAUCCCCUCAAAAAAUCAGAAAAUAUCAUCCAAAAAUAUCCGGGUGGAAAAUGUACGUUUCAAAAAUAUUGGAAAUAUUUUUCAAAAAGAUUUCAAAAUGAUGGAGUAGGCUGUGCAUUAUGAAAACCACAACUGUGUUAGCAAAUAACUAUUUUUUUCCUCUUGCGAAUUUUUUCAGCUGAAAGAAUAUAUAGUUACUGUAGACUUUCAGCCAAUCAGCACAAAAUUUGAGUCUGGAAUCCUCAUCUGAUAAAAUUCUUGAAAAUGAUUAGAUGAAGCGUUCCUUGACCAAAAACCCCGCUUUAAACAUGGUUCCGAACUCAAUUUUUCAGCUGAAAAUGCUGAAAAUCAUCAUUUUUGAUAAUUUCAAGUAAUUUCAGCAUUUUCAGCACAGAAUUUGGAUCUGGAAAUAUUUUUGAAGUGAAGUUUUUGGUUAAGGGGGUUAUUUUCAAGAAAUUCAUUCAGAUCAAGAUUCUAGACUCAAAUUUUACACCCUGAAAACGCUGGAAACAUUGAUUUUCAGCAAUUUAAAGUAAUUUCAGCAUUUUCAGCAAGAAGUUUGGAUCUGGAAAAGCUUGAUUUUCGAAGCAUUGCUCAUGUUAAAGGUUUUGAGCCAGAAAACAGGGGUUUUGAGUAAUUUUGAGCUCUGGAACUUGAUUUUUGAACCAUUACUCAUGUUAAACACGUUGAAUAUGAUUUUCCAAUUUUUGCGCCAAAAAACCAUGAUUUUCAGCCUAAAAUGCAUUUUUUUAAGCAUUGCUCCUAUUAAACGUAGAAAACCGAGUUUUUUAUCAAAAAUUCCCAAAUUUACACCCAUUGCUCAUAUUAAACGUAGAAAAUCGUGUUUUGUAUCAAAAAUUCCCAAAUUUUCACCCAUUGCUCCUAUUAAACGUAGAAAAUCGAGUUUUAUAUCAAAAAUUCUCAAAUUUUCACCCUUUGCUCAAAUUAAACGUAGAAAAUCGAGUUUUGUAUCAAAAAUCACCGAAUUUUCACCCAUUGCUCAUAUUAAACGUAGAAAAUCGAGUUUUAUAUAAAAAAUUCUCAAAUUUUCACCCAUUGCUCAUAUUAAACGUAGAAAAUCGAGUUUUGUAUCAAAAAUCACCGAAUUUUCACCCAUUGCUCAUAUUAAACGUAGAAAAUCGAGUUUUAUAUCAAAAAUUCCCAAAUUUUCACGCAUUGCUCAUAUUAAACUCCAAAUUUUUGCAGAGGCGGUUGGCUUGCAGCUGGAAAACCGGUCCAAAGUACCUCAACUUCACAAUUGGACAGCGAUGAUGAAGAAGCAAUUGAAGAAGCGAAAAAAAGGAAAUGGAAUGAAGAAGAAGAGGAUUCAGAAGAGGAUUCAGAAGAAAAAGAGGAUUAUCAACCAGCAUUGGGAAAAGAAGCGGAUGUUUCGAAAGGUGUUGGAGCUAUGUUGAAAUUGGCGGCACAAAAAGGAUAUUUGACGGAUCCGAAUUCGAAAUCUUAUAAAGGACCCAGUUUGGAGCAUUUGAAAAAUCAUGCGAAAACACAGAUUGAUGGAGGAAGAUUGUGAGUGGUUUUGGGGUUUUUUUCAGCCUGGGAGCUUGAAUUUGAGCCAAAAAUUGAGAUUUUUGAGCUAUUUUGAACCUAGAAGCAUGAAAUUUUAGAUUUUUGAGCCCUGGAGCUUGUUUUCAACCAAAAUUUGAGAUUUUUGAGCCCUGGAGCUUGUUUUCAACCAAAAUUUGAGAUUUUUGAGCUCUGGAGCUUGUUUUCAACUUAAAUUUGAGAUUUUUUGAGCCCUGGAGCUUGUUUUGAGAUAAAAUUCGGGAUUUUUUGAGCCCCGGAGCAAAAAUCUGAGCCAAAAUUUGAGAUUUUUGAGCCUGGGAGCUUGUUUUGAGCAAAAAAUCUAGAAUUUUCCCCCAAAAAUGCUUCCGGACUUGAAAUUUAUCAAAAAAUGCUCCAAAAAUCACAAAAUUUCGAAUUUCAGGUUUUUUCACGGCCUGAAAAACCCUCUGGUUCAAAUUUUACAAAAAUUCAAGUUUCCGGGCUCAAAAUGCUCCAAAAAUCUGAAAAUUUCAGAAUUUUUGGCUUUCAAAGAGCCUGGAAAGCCUUUUGGUUCAAAUUUUACAAAAAGUCAAGUUUCUGGGCUCAAAAUGCUCCAAAUUUUACCAUUUUUCCUGAAUUUCACCCCAAAUCCCAUUUUUUCAGCGACAUCGAAGAUAAAUACAUGAAAAAGCUCGAUCGACUUGGCACAACUUCAUCGUCACGCGGUCCAAUUCAAGCAUUUCCCGAAAAAUUGGACUAUCAUCCAGAUGUCAAUAUUAGUUAUGUGGAUAAAAAAGGCCGUGAAAUGGAUGCAAAAGAUGCGUAUAGAGAGUUGUCCUAUAAAUUUCAUGGAAGAAAUCCGGGCAAAAAACAACUGGAAAAACGAGCGAAUCGAAAGGAUAAAGAGGAACGAAUGCUUAAGGUGAGAUUUGGAGCAUUUUGAGCCAAAAUUUGAGAGAUUUGGAGCAUUUUGAGCCCGGAAACAUGAAUUUUCGUGAAAUUUGAACCUCAGGGCUUUCCAGGCUCUCUGAAAGCCCAAAAUUCUGAAAAUUUCAGAUUUUUGGAGCAUUUUGAGCCCGGAAACUUGGAUUUUUGUGAAAUUUAAACCAGGAGGCUUUCAAGGCUAUUUGAAAGCCUAGAAAUCUGAAAAUUUCAGAUUUUUAGAGCAUUUUAAGCCCGGAAACUUGGAUUUUCGUGAUAAUUGGGCUUUUCGGCUUUUUUUGGGCCAUUAAAAAGCUCAAAAAUCUCAAUUUUGACCAAAUUUUCAGCCAAAAAUCAAAAUUUCUCUGAAAUUCAGGAUUUUCAGCCAAAAAAUCACCAAAAUUUCCAGACAAAUAGCUACGACACUCCGCUCGGAACACUCAGCAAACAAUUGAAAAAACAAAAACAACUUUCGACACCGUAUUUGGUCUUGAGUGGAUCCAAUGAUCAGUGAGUUUUGUUUUUGGCGCGAAAUUUGAAAAUUCAAAAAAUUAUUGAUUUUUUUUGCAGCUUGAGCCUCAAAAAGGAGUAA